Molecule: messenger RNA, 306 nt
Organism: Trichoderma gamsii
Lineage: Eukaryota; Fungi; Ascomycota; Sordariomycetes; Hypocreales; Hypocreaceae
Exons: 2
Coding region: 1-306 (101 amino acids)
Source: RefSeq, a predicted model, not a curated record
AUGAUACUAGUUACAGAACGCGGCUUUUCUGUGGGUAUUAGUCAGUUCUCAAGAUUUCUUGCCAUGGCAGGCAAAUAUGAAUAUUUGAGGCACUGUUUAUGUGGCAUUAGCGCGGCCCACUUAAGAACAGCAACGAAGUCAUCUCAUAUAGUCCCGCUGGAGGGUCACUAUCGGGCACUUGCAAUUCAUGGAAUGGUUGAAGAAAUGCAAAAUUUAAGUCAUCAAAGCUGUGAGUAUCGAGAAGAAAUCUCACAGGGCCUCAUCGCAUCGUCUAUAUUGAUGGCGUGGUAUAGCCCUAACCCGUAA